AUGCCUCUGGGUCCCAGGAGUGUGCAGUGCCCGUUGGAGGAGGCCCAGCAGGAGGCGAGAGAAGCCCAGGGCCUGGAGGGGGCCCAGCCCUCGCCUCAGGAUGGGCCAGCCACACUGGGAAGUGAGCCCUGCACCCAUAGCUCCAGCAGCCAUGGGGACGAGGCCGCAGGGGAUGCCGGGGCCUCUCUCCAAGAUGCGCUGCGCAGGAAGAAGGUCCAACUGGUGGCCUUCCUGCUCCUCAAGUACCGCGCCAAGGAGCCGACCACGAAGGCAGCGAUGCUGGAGCGUGUCGUCCAGGAUCACCAGGACCACUUCCCUGACAUCCUCAGCCGUGCCUCCUGGUCCUUGCAGCUGACCUUCAACAUUGACGUAAAGGAAGUAGAUCCCAACAGCCACUCCUAUGUCCUGGUCCCCACCCUGGGCCUCACCUGGGAUGGGGUGACCGAAGAGCAGCGCCUCCCCAAGACCGGCCUCCUGGCGCUGCUCCUGGGCGUGAUUGUCCUGUGGGGAGGCCGGGUCCCUGAGAAGGAAGUGUGGAAAAUGCUUAGUGCCAGGGGGGUGUACUCCGGGAAGGAGCACGUCAUCUUCGGGGACCCCAGGGAGCUCAUCACCAGGGCCUGGGUGCAGGAGCAGUACCUGGAGUACCGGCAGGUUCCCGGCAGGGAUCCCGCUCGCUUCCAACUGCUCUGGGGCCCCAGGGCCCAGGCAGAGGCCAGCAAGGUGCAGGUCCUGCUGUUUUUGUUCAAGCUUCUUAGCACACGUAUAGGCCCUUUCCUGUGCCCAUCUGAGGAGGCUAGGACCAAUGAGGAACAGGGUCCCUGA
Messenger RNA from Manis javanica (Malayan pangolin), 822 nucleotides. RefSeq names its product melanoma-associated antigen 4-like. NCBI's taxonomy places the organism in Eukaryota, Metazoa, Chordata, Mammalia, Pholidota, Manidae. Gene Ontology annotation, cellular component: nucleus. Gene Ontology annotation, biological process: negative regulation of transcription by RNA polymerase II. The record is from RefSeq and is a predicted model, not a curated record.